AUGAGGCUGGCGCCAAGGCUGGGGCUCGUGGCCCUGCGUCGUCUGGCUGCGACGCGGGUCCUGCGCACGCUGCGGGGCCGCAGCCGCCGGGAGGUGAGCGCCCGAGGGGCCGGGAGGCGAGCCGGGGACCCCAGGCGGGUGUGGACAUCGUGUCCACAGCCAGCGUCCCCGAAGCCGCGCUCGGGCCGUGAUCACUCGGUGAAGCUGCGCUGCGACACAGCAGCCGACUUCUUCCCGCGCUGUGAGGACCUGUGCGCGCUGCAGGACUCAGUGCCUCUGCCUGCGGGAGGGCCUGCUGGUCUUAACGGCGACCGCUUCCGCGGGCUGGACUGGUGCGCCCCUGAGCACCCUCUGCCCCUGAUCUGUAUCCGGAGCUUCUUCCAGGCACAGCUGGGCGAGACAGGUUGUGACAGAAAUAAAGUUUACAGAAGUCGUGUUCCUGCGAUUAGAAAUAAAGAUGUGACCUUCUAGUUGUGUAAAGCUCUUAAAUGCUGUGUAAGUGCGUCGUGUGCGCUAAGGAACCUGGAGCUAAGUGGGGUAGUUGUGAGAGAGAAAGACUUAACUAUGUUAACAAAGGGAUUGAAUAAAUCGGCCACUUUGGUGCACGUGUGUCUUGCGAGUUGUCCACUUGGAGAUGGAGAUUUAGAAAUUAUUUGUCAAGGUGUAAAGAACUCUACCACUCUUAAGACAGUAAACUUCACGGGGUGUAAUCUGACAUGGCAGGGAGCAGAUCACAUGGCCAAGAUCUUAAAGUAUCAGACUACCAGAAGGCACGAAGAAACCUGGGCUGAGAGUCUUCAUUCCAGGAGACCUGAUCUUGACUGUAUGGCUGGUUUGAGACGCAUCACUCUGAACUGCGACAUGCUCAUUGGUGACCUGGGUGCAAGUGCUUUUGCAGAAUCUCUUAGUGAGGAUUUGUGGCUUGUAAUGACCUUUUGUCUUUCAUCAAAAACACUUGACCUGCAGCAGUGUGGCCUCACCAGUGAAGGAGCAAAGGCUUUACUAAAGGCCCUUGAAACCAACAGAACUCUGCUCUUUCUGGAUGUAAGAAAAUAUCCAUUUGUUGAUCAUUCUGUGAUGAAAACAGUUAUCAAAAAAGGUCUCCAGAAUGGAAGGAGUGCCAAGUCAGAGUACCAGUGGAUAACUUCUCCAUCGGUGAAGGAACCAUGCAAAGCUGCUAGACAGAAAAAGAGAACUAUAAUUUUGGGAAGUGGUCGAAAAGGAAAAGCUACUAUUAGAAUUGGCUUGGCUGCAAAGCAACCUGUAAGUAAUGGAAUGAAACACUCUGCUGGUAAAGAAUGUUAUGGUCCUGAACCUCUACCACCUGGUGUGUCUGGUUUCUGGCCAUGGCGUACUGCAGAACGUGGAAAAAUUACAGACAUUUUGAAGUCUUUUCUUACAGAAUCUUGGCUUAAUCUGAUAGGAGAAUAACCACAUUUUGUUUUAUUUUGUAUUCAUUUGAUUUCCUGGUGAGGUUUACUGGCUGUUUGUAUUCAUUUGGCUAGUUGGUUAAUUACACCGUGUGUCCAUUCUUCUGUAGUGAGAGUUUGUAAGGGUUGUAUCAUAUCCUGUCAGAUCCAUAUGUCUGACUUGCUAUUUCUGUAUGUCAUGGGGUGUUGAAAGACUCCAGUUAUUUUAAUGUGAUGGUCCACUCAACACUUAAAUAAAUGACUCAUGAUAGUUUCCUUUCAUGUAAUAGUUUUUAAUACCUGUGCUUUUGUUUAAAUGAGUAGGUUGUUCAGCCCCAGAACUACUAGAAGUCAUGAUCAUUUGUUUUGGUUUUUGUCUGACGUUUAACCGCGAGAGUUCUUGGCCAUCAUACUUUCAUGAUAGGUUUUUAGUAUGUAUUCUCUAUUCACACAUUGUUUGAAUUUGUUAUUAUUUGUAUCCUAGAUAAUGGUACGUUUGGGCUUCCCUGGUGGCGCAGUGGUUGAGAGUCCGCCUGCCGAUGCAGGAGACGGGUUCGUGUCCUGGUCCGGGAAGAUCCCACAUGCCGCAGAGCAUCUGUGCCCGUGAGCUAUGGCCGCUGAGCCUGCGCGUCCGGAGCCUGUUGCUCCGCAACGGGAGAGGCCACAACAGUGAGAGGCCCGCGUACUGGGAAGACAAAAUAUUAUUCUCACAUUUCAGUUAUUUUUGAGAGCAUAUGAUCUAAAUCUGUUUUAUAUAGACAGAGAGAUGCUUGAUAAAAAUCCAUGGAAAUGUGUGCUAGAAUCCAGAAAUCCCUGAAGAAUCUACUCAGCUAACAUAUAGCAAUAUUUUCUUAUAGGAAUAUUUUGUUCAAGUUUAUGCAUUAUAAGUACAGAAAAAAGGUAAUAAAUUGGACUUUUGAAUGAAAAGAUUAGCAGAAACACAAAUUUUAGUUAUAUCAUAAGGAAAUGGAAUAAUAAUUCCAAAAUAUUUUUAUAAAGGAGGUUUAUUAAAAAUUAACAUAAUGUACAUAUAUGUAUUGUAUCCCUAUUCUGAUUUUUAAACUUUAAGUCCACAAAUAACAUAAGGUUUUGUUCUUUUAGGAUAUUAAAACACUGAGAAAAAAUGAAAUUAUCCUUUUGCAACAAACAGAAAAUAUUAUGCCAAAUCUCAUAUCUAAAGUUUUUAUCUUUAUAAAUAAGUGUGUUUUGUUGCAAUAUCAUUUGUGGAAUAAGUAACUUUAUAAAGAUUAGUUUACAUGCCAAAUCUGAUAAGACACCAUAAGUAAGAAUAUAAAACAUUUUGAUAAUAUUCUGUGUAAGAACUAUAGAUAUGAAAAUAUUCUAUGAUAUUAAUAAUCAUGUUCAUUAUUUGGCCUUAUGCUAUUUGGUUUAUUAUUUGGCAUUAUGCUAUUUGGACAACUAGCUUGAAGACUGGGGGGAAAAUGAAAAAUUUUUUUUCUAUUUCUAAUUGUAAUCUUUAUAGGACACUUGUUUUAAAUAGACAAUUCGUUAUGUGUUUGCAAUAAUAUUUAUACCACUUGCAAUCAUUCAAUUGAAGUACUAUUAUUUUAUUACUUUUUAAAAGAAUAUAUUUAGCAAAUAUUCCCAGAGCAUCAAUUUUAAUAUUCUUAUAGAUGAACAUAAAAAAUGGAAAGGAUUGUUUUCCAUGACUAUUUGGUGGUCCAAAUAUUUUUCUUUUGAGUACAUUUUAUAUUUCUUCUUCUUAAGAAGAAUGACAUUUUAUUAAAUAUUGACAAUAAAAAAUAUUUUAUUUUUAAAUAAAAUCUUUCUUUUUCAAUCAUAUGCUUUCUUUCAGACAAUUAGUUUGCACCACUGAAAGGACAUCUUCACACGUGUUUCUGGGAAAUGUUGCAUUUAUCUCUUGGGUUACAUUACUCUGUAUGAAAAAGUUAAGGAUUUGGAAAUUUAUUUUACUUCUCUAUUAUCCUUUACUAGAAAAGAACUUUUUGAUUCAAAGAUGAAAUUUUUCUGGAAGUCCCAUGGGAGUAUUAAGUUACCUUGGACUAAACUGAAUCAUCAGUGAUCAUCUUAGCUGUCAAUGACCUAUAGAUGACAUAUUUAUCUAAUUAAAAGAUGUCUUAUUUUGAAAGAAAUGGUGCAUUGUGCAUAAUUAGAAAAUUGGAGUCAUUGGCUUAUUAAUCUAAUGAGGCUAGCCAUUUAUAUUACUACGUGGAGAAGUUGUUUUAUUUGCAAUUAACAAUGCUGUAUAUGAAAUGUUAAUUCUUGAUAAAGAACAUAAAAAUUAGGCACAUCAUAAUUUUUCAGAGGAAAUUUCAGUUCUUUGCUAUAUACCCCUGUCACUUAUUUCUGUUACUAGAGUAUGAAACACUUGUAUACUGUUUUUCACUAACCAGUCCCUUAGACUUGCACACCAGCCAUCCAUUCAUCCUAUUCUAUCCCUGUUACAGAGAUAAACAUGCAUCCCCUCCUCAGCAGUGAUGUUGGUUCAAGCUGUAGGCAUACGACAUGAUCCAAGUAUGUCUGUGUCCUUUCCUAGGAAUUUUCAAAUUGUUUUGAGGAUGAAGUCGUUCCUUUUCCUCUUUGAUCACAGAACUCUAAGAAUAUAAACCUAGGAAAUAGCCAGCCAUGAAUCCAGCUGACUUGAGAUCAUAAAACCAUCAGCGAAAAACAGAGAUAAGAGAAUAAAAAGUCACUGAUUUCAUUAAAAACUUUGGGCUAGCCACUUCUGAAAUCAUGUUUUGUUUUUCUUUUUUGUUUAAUUAAGAAAUAUAAUUGCCUUCUGUUGUUUUGGCUUCUUAGAAGUGAAUUUCCAUUAGUUGCAAUUGAAAGAGGCCUGACUAUACAAGAUAUAUUUGAUUUUUAUACAAAUUCAAAAAAAUGAUGCAGAAUAAAGUAAGUAAAGAUAAAAACAAAUAGAGAAUAGUAUUGUAUUGUAAGUUAAUCUUAAAUAACCUUAUUGUAUAGAAAGUUUAUUAUUAUUUUUACUUCCAUUAUGUGGAAGAUUCUUUGGUAUCUGUGAAAAUUUGUGGCACAUGAAACUAUGUAUUAGAGAGGAUUGAAACUCAAUUUCAUUUGCCUCAAGCCUGUAUGUAUUGUAUAUAAUUAGGUUAGGGUUUAUAUAUAUAUACAUAUAUAUAUAUAUGUAUAUAUAUAUAUGCCAAAGAAAAUACAUAGAUGGUUUUAAACUACAGGCAUUCACUUAAUAUUAUAUUAAUUAGGGUUACCUUUCGCACAAAAUGGUUAUUUAGCUUUUUCAGUCUUAACCUACUUAUUGUGAAUGGUAGACUCAUAGCUGGAACAUGUUUAUUUGAUAGUGCUUAUAAAACCUGAAAUGAAGAAAAAUUGAAUAUGUUAUCAAUCUGCACAGCAAAACAUCAACAGCAAUUUGGACUCAUUUAAUGUAGGGACAAACCACUUUAUAUGAAUCAAAGAUCACACACCAUUAAAAAAUAAUAUCAUUGAAAUAUGACUAGAAUAAAUGGAAAGUAUCAUUGUAUCAUAUUUUUAAAAGUAUUUUUAACUAAGAUAAUUUUAAUUAGAAAUAAUUAAAACAAAGUUGAGCCUUAAAUGUGCAAUUUCAGAUAUUUGCAGAAUGAAUAUACGUGGAAAACAUCAUUCCUAGAAUAAACAAAUGUGUGUACAGUUAAUGAGAUGGCAUUUCUGAGAUGAAUAUGUUCCGAUGUAAUCAUUAUAGAAAUAACCAAAAAUGAUUGUAAAAUACCAUAAUUACCCCUACAAAUAAACAAAAUCAUAGAAAACUUCAGGCUUCAAGUUUGUUCAGGCUCAAAAUUCACAAAGUGUGUGACCUCUGUCAAUUUUCUUAACUAGUCUAAACCUCAGUUUUCUGUUGGAAUGAUAAUAGUAUCUCCUUUACAGGGAGAUACAAGAAUACCAUUUGGCAAUGUGUGAAAACAGGCACAAUUUAUAUUGCAUGACAAAUUAUUUAUUAAAUCUCAGCUCCUGU
This is a messenger RNA of Globicephala melas (long-finned pilot whale), 5355 nucleotides long. RefSeq names its product centrosomal protein of 78 kDa-like. Gene Ontology annotation, molecular function: protein binding. The record is from RefSeq and is a predicted model, not a curated record. Gene Ontology annotation, cellular component: centrosome. NCBI's taxonomy places the organism in Eukaryota, Metazoa, Chordata, Mammalia, Artiodactyla, Delphinidae.